AGAAGCUGCAGCAACGGCGUCGUGGCCGGUUCCGCGCGUGGCUUUAGACUUCCUAUCACUUCUGGUACACCGCCUGCCGAAGUAUACCUUCCGCGCUUUCCUGAACAUGCUGGCAACGGAACAUCUCCAAGCCUUUCUCCAACAUGCUAUUUUUGCCACAGUGUUCAACAAGGUUCUGCUCAGAUCAGUUCGCCAGGCGGGCGGUCAGGAACAGGAUCACCAGGUGGAGAAGGGGCAUCAAAAAACUGCGUCAACAUCGGUUCCUGUUGUACACGAGGAGGGAGCAGGAAGCUCAUCGUCGUCCACUAAAAAUCUACUCCAGAACACAAAUGAUGAGGAAGCGGCUUCUGCAGUGAGUGGCUUGCAACUUUGCUGUGCUAUGUUCACAAGAUUUGGAGGUUUCGAAGGGUUCGCAGUGCACUUGCGUCCCCUGCUGGCGACAAAAACGACCGUAACUUCAGCGAUUGCGCUUGGCCUCAGCCUUUGCCGGAUUCCAGUUCAAGUUGAUGCUUCUUCCAUCAUGCUGACUGGACCAGAUGCUGUGAAGAUGAAAGCAGAAAUUGACGAACAAGAAGAUGAAAUCUUGCGUCAGGUCGUGCUAAGACCCGACCUACUUUCAACCUCAUCCUCGUCGUCACCGCAAAGAAACCGGAAUUACAUGAGCAAUGGAGGAAGAACUACUAUUACGGUCAGCUUUUAUCCAUCUUUCUCGUCGGCAUUUCGAUACCCGUCUCCAUUGUAUUUCAUGGGAAAUAAGGGGUCGAGAUGAGGGGACCGAGAUGGAUUCAAGAAGCUGAUUCUAAUACUGCUAGAACAAAUAUCCUGCGAACUGCGUCCGGGCGCUCACUUUUGUUGCCAUCCCUCAGUGCAGAGCAACAGCAGAGUUCACGACGUAAUAGAGCGUAUAUUCAGUUGGUCUUCUACACACUCUACAAUUUGUGUCGGACGUCAGACCUAGCGAUCCAGGCAUUGGAAAAUGGUGUCAGCAACUUGAUCGAGUUCUGUCUCUUACUAAGGGAAGCUGAUCAACAAGAGUGUGCGGGUAAUGGGCGAAGGGGAGUUGUAGAUGCAGAUCAAGACAAGACGAGUGACAUGAUCACAAGUAGGACUUCGUCAAAGGAUCUGAUGGAAUUGCGGGUGUGGGCCGUUCGUUUGCUGUGGCUUCUUUUGACGGUUACGAGCGGUCCGGAGGCGAGUCAAGGAAGCAUGAUGUUAUGUUUUAGGUUAUCAGCACAUGUUUCAAAGCUUUUUUAAAACGGUGGAAUGGAUGAGUUAAUCAUGCAUGGGAACUACAAAUGCAUUAGUAUAUAAUGUGGUUGUACUACGAACGUAGACGUAGUACUAGUAGUAGAACACAAGAAGAAAUACUACUUCUAAAUGAACUUGGUGCGACAUAUUUGUCUCCGUUGACGGACGCCUUGUUGAAGCGGGAGAUCGAUGAAGGCUGGAUCUGCAGCGAGGAAGAGUGGAGUAUUCUCUUGCAUUGUCAGCAGCUACUUUCGUCGACAAAGUAAGUGACCGUGAACCAACUUGCAGCUGUUGUUUGCGCGUUGUUGCUUAAUAUGCGUUCAGUCAUGAGGAUAGAUCAAGUGUGAAUAUCGGAUGAAGAGACGGGAAAUCACUAAAUUAUUUAGAUUUUUUCAUUUUGAUUUCAAAAAUCAUCUCAUAACUUUGUCUUUCAUCAUCAACAUCGAAUUUCCGUAUUCGAAUUUCAAUCAAUUUGGAUAAAAGCAAAAUUUUAGUGUUUUAAACAUUUCAAAUUUUGAAUAUCCAAAAAAUUUUGAUUUUAUCUCGUUUUAUUUAAAUUUAAAAGCUAGAAGAAGUUUUUACUCCGCUUCAAUUGAUUUGGUGUAUUUACCCUCAGAAUGUGUUGCAAUACGUGCACUGGGGCACUGUGCGAACUAUCUAUCGUUCACGUACUCAUUUUUCGAGUAGAAUUAACGACGUUAAUAUUUGAUGAUUCUUAGUUACUUAGUCACGUAGUUUGAGAAAACAAUUCAGUCCACAAAAAUAAUUAGAGCUUGCAGAUCUUGUGUUCAUCAGCAUCCAUGAGAUUUUAUUAGAUUUCCCUAAAAUACUUAAUUCUUCGCAAGAUCGCUCAUACAUAUGUUGGCACUUGUUGAAUAGAUCACUAAAUAGAAAACGAAUUUCAAUUCCUUUGUUUGGUCUUCCAAGAAUUUCCAAGCCUCGUGAAUUAUAUAUCCAAGAAUUUCCACACAUUGCUGCGUUCGUUUUUUCAAUAGAAUGUUGAGGUUUUGGGGCAGGUUUCAGCGAGUGAAAAAAAGCUAUUGAUGGGCGGGGGAGAAGCUUAAGUAUUCCGCACUCUAUUUCGUCAUUCUGCCUUGUCGCCAUUCAUUUUUAUUCCCAGCUUUGGAACGCCCGGUAUGCACAUCACGUAUGUCACAAGAGAGGAGCUGUUAGUCCUGGCUUUUCGUGUUUCUCAGAGCACUGAUACACGAAGCAGAUUCCACGAAGCUUAUAAUUGUGUGCAUGGUUUUUAUGGCAAUAGCGAC
Amoebophrya sp. A25 is the source of this 2513-nucleotide messenger RNA. NCBI's taxonomy places the organism in Eukaryota, Dinophyceae, Syndiniales, Amoebophryaceae. The record is from the annotation of a GenBank genome assembly.